AGAUGAGCCUAUACAACCAACACAAGCUUCACAUUCUUCACUGCCAAAGCUUUCACUUGUUCUGCGAUUCCUUUAUACCCAUUGAAAAGAAUGGCUAUUCAUAUGCCUUGCAUUAUUCAUGCUAAACAAAUCCUCCUAAGGUCUUUAUCAUUGAAAGCAAACCAAGCAACUUCAUCAUCAGCAGUAGAUGUUCCCAAGGGCCAUUUUGCAGUAUAUGUUGGAGAGAGUGAACGGAAGCGAUUUGUAAUUCCAAUAUCAUACUUGAACAACCCUUCAUUCCAAGAUUUGUUAAGCGAAGCUGAGGAAGAAUUUGGGUUUGAUCAUCCAAUGGGCAGUCUCACCCUUCCCUGCAGAGAAGACAUCUUCAUUGAUCUCACUUCACAAUUGAGUCAAUCAUGACUUAUGAUAGAAGUGCUAGGAUAUGUUAGCAAAUACAAUUUUGUAAAGCACAAGCUACCCAUUUCAUAUACAUUUUUGUUUCUUUAACACAAAUGCCAAGAUGAAAUCAUUUGAAUUCAUCACUCCUGUUUAUAUACUUAAAAUAUUGUUCAUACAAA
Molecule: messenger RNA, 557 nt
Organism: Camellia sinensis
Lineage: Eukaryota; Viridiplantae; Streptophyta; Magnoliopsida; Ericales; Theaceae
Source: RefSeq, a predicted model, not a curated record